UUUAUAGUUUUCUCUUCCCUUUAUCUUACAGGAGGAUUCUUUUUAAGAUGACAAUAACAAAUAAUGCCUUUGGAAUCUGUGUAGGUUUUUUUUACUGUAACUGGGACAAUGGUUUUCAUUAGCUAGCGUUUCAGAGACCCAUAUAAAAUAUUAUCAGUGUUAUCGAGGAAGUUGUCUGUCAUUGGGUUUUUUUAAAACUUCCUUUCUUCCAGCUGCAUUGUCUUCAUUAUCUCUGCCGACUCCUGCCUGCUUUGGGGGUGACUCAAACCAUUUGUCUGGUCUUCCUGUCUUUGUAUGGAGAUGUCUCAGCUGUCCGGCGGGCAACUGACUGUGUUUUCACAAUGUCUUUUUUUUCCCAGAUGCCGAACUCUCUCAGGUUCGCCCAGACCAAAGAAUUUUAAGAAGAUUCAUUUUAUCAAGAACAUGCGGCAACAUGAUACCAGGAAUGGCAGAAUAGUCCUUAUCAGUGGCAGAAGAUCCUUCUGUAGUAUAUUUUCAGUGCUGCCGUAUCGCGACAGUACCCAAGUCGGGGAUUUGAAGUUGGAUGGAGGGAGACAAUCCACAGGCGCCAUGAGCUUGAAGGAGAUCAUUGGUCUUGAAGGCGUGGAGCUGGGUGCUGACGGGAAGACCGUUUCCUAUACUCAAUUUCUGUUGCCCACAAAUGCCUUCGGAGCCCGGAGAAACACUAUAGACUCCAACUCCUCCUUCUCCCAGUUCCGUAACCUAAGCCACCGCAGCCUCUCUAUCGGCCGGGCGAGCAGCACCCAGGGGAGCCUUGACACAGGUAGUGACCUGGGAGACUUUAUGGACUAUGACCCAAAUCUCCUGGAUGACCCCCAGUGGCCUUGUGGCAAGCACAAACGUGUUCUGAUCUUUCCUUCAUACAUGACCACAGUGAUUGACUACGUGAAGCCCUCAGAUCUCAAGAAGGACAUGAACGAGACCUUCAAGGAGAAGUUUCCUCACAUUAAGUUAACACUCAGCAAAAUAAGGAGUCUGAAGCGAGAGAUGCGGAAGCUUGCUCAGGAGGACUGUGGCUUGGAGGAGCCCACGGUGGCCAUGGCCUUUGUCUACUUUGAGAAGCUCGCUCUCAAGGGAAAGCUAAACAAACAGAACCGGAAGCUGUGUGCUGGAGCGUGUGUGCUGUUAGCAGCCAAAAUUGGAAGUGACCUAAAAAAACAUGAAGUCAAGCAUUUAAUUGAUAAACUGGAAGAGAAGUUCCGGCUGAACAGGCGAGAACUGAUUGCCUUUGAAUUCCCAGUGUUAGUGGCCUUGGAAUUUGCACUCCAUUUACCAGAGCAUGAAGUCAUGCCCCACUACAGACGCCUGGUCCAGAGCUCCUAGCACUGGCCCCAAGGAGGGCCAAGGAUGGUUUCCUCUGAGCUCAGCGGAGCAGCACUCACUACUGGAAAUGCAAAAACACAAUUCAAACCUUCUUUUCCUUUCUUUCAACAUGUUUUUGUGGAAAAGCAGUACUGGAAUUUUUUCAUGGGGUCUUUGGUCUGGUUAGCUGAGAGGAGCUGUGAGCUGCCUGCUGCUUGGAGCAAGGGAAGAGGAGACACGCUGAGGACAGACAGGCCAGGCCCUUCCAGCUGUCUUAGCAAGAAGCCUGAGCUGCCCCACCCAGUCUUCCUCCUGGGCACACACAAACCUUGCAAGCCUGGGCCAAGGCCUUCUCUCCGGACCUCUUCCAACUGAGAGCAUGAAGUGCUAGAGCAGACAGGGGAAGAGAAUCCACAGGAUUGGGGAGAUACCCUCGCUGUGUCAGAAGAGCGUGCUAAUCUAUUUUUGUAUCAGCCAUUAGUAGUAUACUUUCUCCUGGGGUGUGUGGAUGAGUGAGCAAGCAAGAGCCUGAGAGAGACUGCACCAAUCCCAGACACCCAAAGCUGGCCCGCUCUUUGUACAGCAGCCUCGGCCUGGGGUCGUGAGCCAGGCUGACUGGCAGCAAUUAUUUCUAGGUGACUCCUACAUAACUCACUCUCAGUGCCAGGCUGCUUGACAUCCUCCGCCCUUAGAAAGCCACACUGUUUUUGUUACUUCUUCUACCACCAGUGGGACAAAGAAGACAAGUGCUCAGUGUUGGAUGAGUUGCAUGGAAGGACAUGGAGUGUGGCAUGCUCUGUCCCUUUGUGCUGUCUGCUGUCACCCCCACAGGCAUCUAUUUAACCAUCGCACUUUCCCCACCAUGGAGAUGGCCAGGGUUGUGCUCCAUGGCGUGUAUUCCUGUGCUCUAUGUUAGAGUGCAUAAUAAGCACAUUUAUUGUGCUAUGUGUAUAUAUAAAAGUGUUUUAUAAAAAUCCAGCGUAGGGGUGAGACGCAUGGUUGGUGUUCUCAGGCUCUUGCAGCUGGGGCAAACCACAUUCUGAGCUGGGGUUGCAUUGAUUAAGGAGGCAGUGGUGCUCAUAACCACGUACCCAGGGCUGUCGGUGCAGAAUUUUGAUUAAGAUUUGUACUGACUUGCUGGGAUGACCUGUACUGAGGCACAGCACCUCGUAGCUGCAAGAGAGAGGUGAGGCACCUGACUGAAGCAAGCCCGUGGCCAUGUAAAACAAGAAUUAAAAUAUUUUCUAUGUACAUGUA
Galeopterus variegatus (Sunda flying lemur) is the source of this 2580-nucleotide messenger RNA. It is a transcript of the gene CABLES1, whose product is annotated as Cdk5 and Abl enzyme substrate 1. Gene Ontology annotation, cellular component: cytosol. Bases 295 to 1344 code for a protein of 349 amino acids. NCBI's taxonomy places the organism in Eukaryota, Metazoa, Chordata, Mammalia, Dermoptera, Cynocephalidae. Gene Ontology annotation, biological process: nervous system development; regulation of cell cycle. The record is from RefSeq and is a predicted model, not a curated record. The transcript is spliced from 8 exons.